Molecule: messenger RNA, 2847 nt
Organism: Knipowitschia caucasica
Lineage: Eukaryota; Metazoa; Chordata; Actinopteri; Gobiiformes; Gobiidae
Source: the annotation of a GenBank genome assembly
AUGGCACUCGUGAUGGAGCCAGUAAGCAAGUGGAGCUCAUCUCAAGUAGUCGACUGGAUGAAAGGUUUGGAUGAUUGCCUGCAGCAGUACAUAAAGAACUUUGAGAGAGAGAAUGUGGGGGGAGACCAACUGCUGCGGAUCACCCAUCAGGAGCUGGAGGAUCUGGGAGUGUCUCGGAUCGGACACCAGGAGCUCAUCCUAGAGGCUGUGGAUCUGCUGUGUGCCCUGAACUAUGGCCUGGAGACUGAGAACCUAAAGACUCUUUCUCAUAAGCUAAAUGCAUCAGCAAAGAAUCUACAGAACUUCAUUUCAGGAAGACGCCGCAGUGGACACUACGAUGGAAGAACCACUCGAAAACUGCCCAAUGACUUCCUCACCUCCGUGGUGGACCUCAUUGCCGCAGCCAAGAGCCUCCUGGCCUGGCUCGACAGGUGCUCUUUCUUUUUCAGAUCUCCGUUUGCAGCAGUGGCUGAUUACUCCGUCACUAGGAAUAAUGUCAUCCAGUUGUGUCUUGAACUGACUACAAUUGUACAACAGGACUGCUCCGUCUAUGAGACUGAGAACAAAAUCCUUAAUGUGUGUAAAACACUGUCUGAAGUCUGCGACCACAUCAUCUCGCUUUCAUCUGAUCCCAUGGUGUCGCAGGCAGCCCAUUUAGAGGUGGUGCAGCUUGCCAACAUCAAAUCCACUGAAGGACUGGGCAUGUACAUAAAGUCAACAUAUGAUGGGCUGCAUGUGAUCACGGGCACAACAGAAGGGUCCUUGGCUGACCGCUGUAAGAAGAUCCAUGCUGGAGAUGAAGUCAUUCAGGUCAAUCAUCAGACAGUGGUUGGCUGGCAGCUGAAGAAUCUUGUAAACAUGUUGCGUGGGGAUCCAGCCGGUGUGACGCUAACACUAAAGAAGCGUCCGCAGAGCACGCUCACCUCCACUCCUGCUUUGCUGAAAAACAUGAGAUGGAAACCACUGGCUCUGCAACCCCUCUUUCCACAGAGUCCGAGCAGCAGUGUGGUUACGCCCACGAGCACUUUGAGCACCCCGUCAAGGCGAGGAAGCUGCGCCCUUCAAGACCUCUACAUUCCCCCUCCACCUAGCGAGCCGUACACGCCCAGGGAGGAAAAGGAGAACUUGUCUGGAGAGGACACUCAGUCUGACAAUAAUGUGGCGAAAGGCUCAGAGUCUCCAAACUCGUAUUUGGACGAAGAGUGUCGCCAGCGUUUUCCUCAGGUGGAAGAAGAUGCCAUUUUGUACUGCUAUGAGUACGACCAGAACCAGGGGUCUAUGUGCAGAGCCAGCACUCCCACAUAUGGUAGACUGAGGCCGAUCUCCAUGCCUCUGGAUUAUAACUGGGUUGGGGACGGUGAGGACCUGGCCAAGUUGAAGAGAGAGAGCCGCAGAGAGAACUCCCUGCUGCAUUUCGCCGGUGAAGAGAAAGGCCCUGGGGAGGAGUUCCUUUUGAGCCGCAGCUUGAGUCAGAGCCGCAGAAAAGACAGAGGGACCAGUCCCACUCAGUACACCCUGGUUCCUGCCCUGGAAGUGUCACGGUCCACCUCCAGCUCCGACUCGGCCUCUCUCUACCACGUGUUUGAUCGCUCCUCAAUAUUGUCUCGCUCCAAGAAGAAGAGUAAAGGGGGAAGUCCUAUGCCGUCUGUCAGUAAGCGCCGCAUCUCCUGCCGGGAUCUAGGACAAGGUGACUGCGAGGGGUGGCUGUGGAAGAAGAAGGACGCCAAAACCUACUUUUCACAGAAAUGGAAGAAAUACUGGUUCAUUCUAAAAGGCACUUGCUUGUAUUGGUACAUCAAUGAAGAGGAUGAGAAAGCAGAGGGUUUUGUCAGCCUCCCAGAAUUCAAGAUCGAAAGGGCCACUGAAUGCAGACGGAAAUUUGCUUUCAAGGCUUGCCAUCCGAAGAUAAAGACUUUCUAUUUUGCUGCGGAUGAUGUGGAUGACAUGUCCCGGUGGCUUAGCCGGCUCAGUAUGGCAGUAGCGGGAUUCUCGGACCAGGAGAAAAACCGGCAGGACCAGGAUUACUGGAGUGAAAGUGACCAUGAUGAUGUAGAGUUACCUCCAAUGCCCAAACAGGACAGUCCACCUCCACCUUACGACACUUUUCCCAGAGCCGCCUCAGUGAGUCCGUACUUGGAGCCAAAGCGCGGGCAUCUCUCUUCUUCAGAUACGUUUCAGUCGCGCUCGUCUCAUGAAGAUUAUCCUUCUGAAGCGCAGGAUGGAGGCUACUCCCCUGGUCAGAAGAGCGGCACUGGACACAGAAACUCAUGGCAAGACCCCACUGGGAGCGCUGCCAGGAUCACGUACUUGCAGACCUUCCCAGCAGAAGACUCCAUGUUGGUUGAGGACCGGGACCAGCGUUCAGGGUACCGAAGUCGCUCCACGCUGCCCAAUCAGAGGAGCCUACUCCAGGAGCCGUACCGAGCACUGCCUCUGCCCCUCAGGACCAGUAUGGACUCUGACAUGGGCGGAAAACCUCGCAGCUUCACACUUCCCCGAGACAGCGGCCUACACGCCAUCUUAGCUGCUGCGGCUGCUGCCACCACGCCCGAACAGCCAGAAGUACAGAGUUACCACCUGGAGCGCCCCCGUGAAAUAGGGCGGCCCCGGGAGAGCCGCAUGCACUCGGACUCUUUGGGGGACCUGUACCGGGCUCUGGAGCAGUCUGGCCUGUCCACCUCAGCGGACCACAGGUCUGCAGGGCGGCUGGAGUACAAGCGCUCGUUUGUCCGCAGAGUUAAUGACCCACUGCUCAAUGACAAACUGCACCGUCUGCGGGUCCUGCACAGUGCACUCAAGAAUGUCCCUGUUCAAGACACAAACCGGUCCAUGGGCUUUCUAGGCUAA